AUGUCCGCCCUCUCCCCAGAAUCUCUUCGAGACGUUAUCCUCCAGUCCCUCGACAGAUCUGCCGAAAUCCCCGACUCUAGGGAGCUUGCCUGGGAUGGCAAGCUGCUGAAAACCGCGGAGGAGCAAGCCGUCGUCAGGGCUGCCCUUGAUAGUCUGGCAAGCAAGGAGAUGGUCGAAUACAAGCAAAUCACCACCACCAGCUACUCUUUGACAGAAGAAGGCGACGGCAUUGUAUCAAAUGGCUCCCACGAAUAUAGAGUAUGGCAGGUUCUUCCCGUCAAGGGCCAAGGCGAGCCUGUCGGCGUUCCCGACCUCAAAAAACUGUUGGGAGAUGAAACUACCAAGGUCGGACAGAUGAGGGCGUUCAAGAACAAGUGGAUAGCAAAGGACGGAGCUGGCUUUGUUCGAGCGGCUGAGGCUCCCGUGGAUGAGACAUUGAACGUGAUCAAGGAGAUCAAGGAGACGGGAAUUGUUCCCGGAGGAGAGGCUGCCGCAAAGGAGUUGCAAAAGCGCAAGCUGAUCACCCCCAAAAAACACAUCCACUACUCUAUCAGCAAGGGUCCUCAGUUCUCUACCGAAGUCAAGCAGCUCGAAACCGACCUUACUGUUGAGAUGCUCCAAUCCGGCGCCUGGAAGUCUUCCGACUUUAAACAAUACAACUUUGCCGCCACCGGUGUCCCCACCGACGGAGGUGCCCUCCACCCCCUCCUCAAAGUCCGUGAAGAGUUCCAAAAGAUCUUCUUCGACAUGGGUUUCACCGAGAUGCCUACCAACAGGUUUGUCGAGUCUGCGUUCUGGAACUUUGAUGCCAUGUUUGUGCCGCAGCAGCACCCUGCUAGAGAGAUGCAAGAUACCUUCUACGUCAAAAACCCUGUGAAGGCCCUCAAGCCCGACUCGGAGUACUACGAGCGCGUCCGCAAGAUCCACGAAGAAGGCGGUUUCGGCUCCAUCGGCUACCGUGCCCCCUUCAACCAGGACGAGUCAGAGAAGCUUCUAUUGCGUACGCACACCACCGCCGUCACGACCGACAUGCUUUACAAGCUCGCCAACCAGCCGGGAGGUUUCAAGCCUGCCAAGAUGUUCUCCAUCGACCGAGUUUUCAGAAAUGAGACUGCCGAUGCUACGCAUUUGGCAGAGUUCCACCAGGUCGAAGGUCUCGUCGCCGACUACGACAUCACCCUCGGUCACUUGAUCGCUUUCAUGCAAGAGUUCUUUGGCAAGACCGGCAACACCAAGCUGAGGUUCAAGCCCGCUUACAACCCCUACACCGAGCCCAGUAUGGAGGUGUUCUCUUGGCACGAUGGUCUUGGUAAAUGGAUUGAAAUUGCCAACUCUGGUAUCUUCCGCCCCGAAAUGCUCGAACCGAUGGGUCUCCCCAAGGGCGUCCGUGUCCUCGGCUGGGGAAUGUCUCUCGAACGCCCUACGAUGAUCAAGUACAAGAUCCAAGAUAUCAGGACUUUGGUCGGGCACAAGACGGAUUUGGACCAGGUCAAGAAGAGGCCGGCGGUGAGGUUGGAGAAGGGAGAUGACUAG
Messenger RNA from Cryptococcus wingfieldii CBS 7118, 1533 nucleotides. RefSeq names its product phenylalanine-tRNA ligase, alpha subunit. Gene Ontology annotation, cellular component: cytosol; phenylalanine-tRNA ligase complex; cytoplasm. Bases 1 to 1533 code for a protein of 510 amino acids. Gene Ontology annotation, molecular function: tRNA binding; ATP binding; phenylalanine-tRNA ligase activity. NCBI's taxonomy places the organism in Eukaryota, Fungi, Basidiomycota, Tremellomycetes, Tremellales, Cryptococcaceae. The record is from RefSeq and is a predicted model, not a curated record. The transcript is spliced from 10 exons. Gene Ontology annotation, biological process: phenylalanyl-tRNA aminoacylation.